Jatropha curcas is the source of this 1842-nucleotide messenger RNA. RefSeq names its product SNARE associated Golgi protein family (gene KMS1). NCBI's taxonomy places the organism in Eukaryota, Viridiplantae, Streptophyta, Magnoliopsida, Malpighiales, Euphorbiaceae. The record is from RefSeq and is a predicted model, not a curated record.
GGUAGAAAUAUUACGCGUUGCGACGAUGGACGACUCCUAAGUCUUAUCUCACAGAGGAAGAGCGAUAAAAGCUCUGCUGCGAGAUCUCCGCGGCAAAGCUCCUAUACCUCACUUUCUUUCUCUGAAUUUUCGGACCUUCUUCUGAUAUUUGGAUCUCCAAUUUGUUUCAAAACCAUCAAAAUUAACACACAGCACAGAAAUGUUCGUUGCAAAUCCCACAAAUUAAUUCAUUCCUGCCUCCUGUUUUUUGUUUUUCUUUUUCAGACCGAAAUCUGUCCCACAACAUACCCAUUUAGUAUCUGUGUUGGAUAAUUUACAGAAAAAGCAGAAAAGGAUAGAGAUUUUUUGUUGUAUUAUCUGAUGGUCAUGGGGUCCGGCAAAGGAGCGACCUCAUCUUCUCAAAACAUGGACAUAUCAAUCUCAGAUCUUCAUGAGAGGCAUCAACAGGAACUAGAAAAUCUGACACUAACAACACAACCAUUCAAAACAUUAAAGUUUUUCAUUCUGGCUAUGAUUCAAUAUUGCAAACAAUCAAUAUUAUAUCUUUUGGCAAAAGGUGGCUGGUUAAUGCUUAUAAGCACUGUGGUGGCAGCCCUUGGAAUUCUACUAGUCACCAUUGAUGGCCCUCAUGAAAAGUUUUUGCAGCAUAUCGAGGAAUUUUCUCAUUAUAUUCGGUUUGGAUUAUGGUGGAUUGCUCUUGGAGUUGCAUCUUCAAUUGGUCUUGGGUCUGGUUUGCACACUUUUGUCCUUUAUCUGGGCCCUCAUAUUGCCCUGUUCACAAUAAAAGCAAUGCAGUGUGGCCGAGUUGAUCUAAAAAGUGCUGUAUAUGAUACAAUACAGCUGAAAAGAGGUCCUUCAUGGCUUGACAAAGAUUGCAGUGAAUUUGGAGACCCAGUUUUUCCAUCAUCACAUGGGUUGCGUGUCCCACUUAGCAGCAUAUUGCCACAGGUCCAAAUAGAGGCUGUUCUAUGGGGUUUGGGGACUGCACUUGGGGAGCUUCCUCCUUAUUUUAUCUCCAGAGCAGCAAGCAUAUCGGGCAACAAAUUAGAAGCCAUGGAAGAAUUUAAUGCUUCCUCAUCUGAAGAUAAUGGAAUAAUAGCUACUCACCUUAAUACAAUUAAACGUUGGCUUCUAUCACAUGCUCAACAUCUGAACUUCCUCACAAUUCUGUUACUUGCCUCGGUGCCAAAUCCUCUAUUCGACCUUGCUGGAAUUAUGUGUGGACAAUUUGGGAUUUCAUUUUGGAAGUUUUUUCUCGCAACAUUGAUUGGAAAGGCACUUGUCAAGACUCAUAUACAGACGGUUUUCAUUAUCUCUGUCUGCAAUAAUCAGCUCCUUAACUGGAUUGAGAAUGAGUUGAUCAUGAUACUCAGUCUCGUACCUGGUUUGGCUUCUAUCCUGCCUGAUCUCGUAGCCAAACUCCAUGCAAUUAAAGAAAAAUAUAUGGCACCUGUGCCACCUCUACCCUCUAAUAACAAGAUGAAAAAAUGGGAUUUCUCAUUUGCUGCUUUAUGGAACACCAUUGUGUGGCUUAUGCUCCUGAACUUUUUUUUCAAGAUUGUAACUGCAACUGCUCAGAGUUAUCUGAAAAAACAGCAAGAGAAUCAGAUAGCCGAACUGACAAAUAAUGUGUCGUCUUCAGCACAUUGAGAUUAGUAAUUCUGACCAUAGUCUCCUUGAUGAACAAGCAGCAUGAAAUUUUUAUGUUGCUUUUUAGCUUUUUUUUUUUUUCACUCUUUGUUAUAAGUAGAGUAAGAAGUAGAAGGUGACAGGUCUCUCUUAAGUCACCCGUUAAGUGACCCCUAAAAUAUCAUUACUACAUCAGAAAAAUCCAUGUUAGAA